Messenger RNA from Cariama cristata (Red-legged seriema), 1549 nucleotides. RefSeq names its product transmembrane protein 260 (gene TMEM260). The annotation marks the transcript as partial. NCBI's taxonomy places the organism in Eukaryota, Metazoa, Chordata, Aves, Cariamiformes, Cariamidae. The transcript is spliced from 11 exons. The record is from RefSeq and is a predicted model, not a curated record.
GAAUUGUCCCUAGGCCAUUUGCUGAAGUUGGGUUUAUGCUUCUUGGCUGGUUUGCUGCCUUAUCUCUAUCUGCCGGCUUCGUCCUACCUCAAUCGAGCCCGUUGGACAUGGGGAGACCAGACGACUUUUCAAGGAUUUUUGACCCACUUUCUCAGGGAAGAAUAUGGGACAUUCAGUCUGGCCAAGGCUGAGACAGGGUCCAGUAUGAGAGAGAUGCUGGUUUUUCAGCUGGCGCAGAUGAAGUCAGAGCUCUCCCUUCCCGUCCUUGCCCUGGCACUCGUGGCCUGCGUGAGCACAGCACUGCCGACAAAGCAGCAGAAAUCACCUGUGAUCAGGCUCUUCGCUGGAAUGCUCUGUCUUUACUCCCUUUUCUUUGCUUGGCGAGCAAAUUUGGAUAUUACAAAACCUCUGUUUCUGGGCGUGGUGGAGCGAUUCUGGCUGCAGAGCAGUGCCGUGGUGGCUGUGCUGGCAGGGCUGGGGCUGGCCGCGCUCACCUCGGUUGGAAGCUCCGUGCUGGAGGGCAGCCGGAUGCUGCCAUGGCUGGAGUGGCUUUCCGCUCUUGCUCUUGUUGCUUCUCAAGUUUCAGCAAAUUACAGCGCUUGUGAUCAGAGCAACAACUAUGUUGUUGAUAAGUUUGCAAGGAAUCUGCUGUCCUCUAUGCCAAUGGGUGCAGUGAUCUUGCUAAGAGGAGACUUACCCGGGAAUGCUCUUCGUUAUGUCCAUUAUUGCGAAGGGAUGAGGCCAGAUAUCACCUUAGUGGACCAAGAGAUGAUGACUUAUGAAUGGUAUUUACCCAAGCUGGCAAAGCAUUUACCUGGCGUUUAUUUUCCUGGGAACCGGUGGAAUCCUGUGGAAGGAGUAUUACCCGAUGGGACACUCACUUUUAAUCUCCAUCGUUUCCUCAAAGUAAAUAAACAUAAGGAAGUCUUUGUCUGCAUAGGCCUUCAUGAAGGUGACUCGACGUGGAGAAGGAGCUAUUCGCUUUGGCCAUGGGGUACGUGUGAAAAGUUGGUUCCUUCUGAUGUUGUGUUUGACCCAGGAGAGUGGAUUCAUCUUACAAGAAAUCUCUAUAACUGGACUGAAGACUACGGCAGUUUCAAGCCCUCUUCCUGGGAAGCUGUCGCCAACGAGGAGAUGUGGCAAGCCAGGAUGAAAACAGCUUUCUUUAUAUUUGACCUUGCAGAAGCUGCCAGCGUGACUGCAGAAAUGAAAUCACAACUUUACACAUUUGCAUACACAUCGUACAAAGAAAUUGUCAACUCUCAUCCAAAUCACCCAGUGAACUGGCACAAAAACUACGCCAUCGCCUGCGAGAGGAUGUUGCGUCUCCAUCGGGUGGAUGUGGAUCCUGAAGCGUUGCUCUCCGAAACUGUGAAACAUUUCCUUCUGUACACUGAGAAAGCAGAGGACGAUCCUCAGCGGCAGAAUAUUCUGCAGGCUGUGAAGCAUCUGAAGAAAGAGCUGCAGGGGCUGAGGAAAAUGAAAAAAGAUCUGAGGCGGGGAGCUGGGUAGCACCCGGUCCUCCACCAGGCUGAAGGGCUGAAAUUUU